AUGUAUUUUUUUCUUUUAAUUGUGAGUAUAGAGCAAAAUAUUGUAAACUCUCAUUAAUUUGUUGCAGAAGAAAAAUCUGCAGUCUAUCAAGUAGAAUCUGAUGAGUUUGAGUCUGUUAAAGUAUUCACCUUGCAUUUUCAAAAAUAUCUGUUAAAAUUCUUGAACAUGAAUUAGAGCUAGUAAUUGCAGCUGAAGUAGCAUUUUCAAUAGUAGUUUGAUUAGAUUGAAAUUCUAAAGAAAAAGCUAAAUUUAAUUUCCAAAUAACUCUCUGUAGUUGAGUAAAGGUAAAUAGCUGAUGAUAAAGCUAGAAAACAACUUGAAGAAGAGAGGACUGAACUUUGUAAUCAAAACUCAAUUCUUGUUAUUGAGAAAAAUGCUCUAAAAAAUGAAAUAAUUGAACUCAAAGUUAGAUUUAGAGAACUAAACUAAAAGUUUGUUUAGCAGACUGAAAAGGAAAUGUAAUAGGAAAAAAAUCUUAUGUCUCUUUAAGAAUAAAUCAUCUGUAUUAAUUAGGAGAGAAACAAAACAAUUUCAAUCCUAUUUGAGCAUUACUUGCAAAGCCAUUGCUAAGAGGAGACAAUAAUAAUUGAGAAAUCUUUAAAUGAGAUAAUUGCAUAAAGAGAUAUAGUUGCUGAAUUGAAAAUAAAGACUGCAAAGGAUUAAGAAGAUAAGAUAUGGGAGCAUCAUUUAGAAAUGAAACCUCCAAUACAUAAGAACUAAGGAGGAUGGUUUAUGAAGCUGAAAGAAUUCAUUAAGUUAUAUUUUUGA
Molecule: messenger RNA, 768 nt
Organism: Stylonychia lemnae
Lineage: Eukaryota; Ciliophora; Spirotrichea; Sporadotrichida; Oxytrichidae
Source: the annotation of a GenBank genome assembly